Messenger RNA from Acanthisitta chloris (rifleman), 940 nucleotides. RefSeq names its product short chain dehydrogenase/reductase family 16C, member 5 (gene SDR16C5). Bases 23 to 940 code for a protein of 305 amino acids. The transcript is spliced from 6 exons. The record is from RefSeq and is a predicted model, not a curated record. Gene Ontology annotation, molecular function: oxidoreductase activity, acting on the CH-OH group of donors, NAD or NADP as acceptor. Gene Ontology annotation, cellular component: lipid droplet. Lineage: Eukaryota; Metazoa; Chordata; Aves; Passeriformes; Acanthisittidae.
UAUCUGAAGAACUAGCCUCAAGAUGAACUUCUUCCUGGAAACAUUAAGAGUGAUUGGACUUUUUCUUUAUUACUUACUGGAGUCAUUAGUGUUCCUGGUUGUACCUAAAUGGAAGAAGAAUGUUAGUGGUGAAAUAGUUUUAAUAACAGGAGCAGGAAGUGGCAUUGGAAGACUCUUAUCAUUAAAGUUUGCCAACCUUGGAGCCACAGUGGUUCUCUGGGACAUUAAUCAAGAGGGGCUCAAGGAGACAGUUAGACUGGCCAGAAGAAAUGGAACAGUGAGAGUUCAUUCUUACAUCUGUGAUUGUAGCAAAAGGCAGGAUGUCUACAGAGUAGCUGAUCAGGUUAAAAAAGAAGUUGGUGAUGUUAGCAUCCUAGUCAACAAUGCUGGUAUUGUAACUGGGAAGAGGUUUGUUGAUUCUCCAGAUUCACUUGCAGAAAAAAGCAUGGAAGUGAACACAGUGGCACACUUCUGGACUUACAAAGCCUUCCUCCCAGCCAUGAUUGCCACUAACCAUGGACACUUGGUUAGCAUUGCAAGCUCUGCGGGACUGUUUGGAGUCAAUCGUCUUGCAGAUUACUGUGCAAGUAAAUUUGCAGCAGUUGGUUUUGCAGAGUCAAUUGAUUUAGAGAUGAGAUGUCUGAGAAAGUUUGGUAUUAAAACCACAAUUGUGUGUCCUUACGUCAUAAACACAGGAAUGUUUGAUGGUGUUAAGAACACGUGGCCACAUGUGCUUCCCCAUCUGGAUCCAGACUAUGUGGCUGAGAGGAUAAUCACUGCUGUUCGGCGGAACCAAGAAAUGUUGCUGAUACCACGCAUCCUUUAUGUUUUUUUUGCUUUGAAAAGCAUUCUACCAGUGAAAGCAAAUGUUCUGCUUAUGGAGUAUUUUGGAGUCCUUGAUGUCAUGGAUACCUUCAAAGGUCGACCAAAGAAGGAGUGA